CCUGGUCAGCACCUUGCUUUUUUGGCUUCUCGCGUACAUAUGGACAGAGGCCCUCCUCAACGAGCUUCUAAUCAAGAAAAAAUUGGACAAUUUGCCGUCGAGUGACGCGGUGAACAAUGGUUUCAUCUGCUGACAUUGCUAUUCGCACGUCUUAGCCACUUACAGUCGUCAAGCUGUCCGCACCUACCCGCCAACUCGUCUCGGCUGAAGAGAGAGGAGAGCAGAGACAACUUCGUACCAAAUCUCCAGCGAACUGAGUAGUAACUGAGACAAGAGUAGAGACGAACAGUGUCCAAAUCGGCAAACGAUGAGGUUGCGCGUCACGGUGACCUACCUCGCUCACAUUGCGGCCAUAUUGCUCUUUCAGUGCACAGCCGCAGACCAGUGGAAUCCGAGGGCUGGCUGUCAUUUAGUUGGCUACCAAAAGGAGGUCCGUAUACCCGGCUGUCACACGGCCUGGGUGAGGAUGAAUGCCUGCCGAGGAUACUGCAUGACGUACUCCUUCUUGUCAGACUCGGCUACGCUAGAGAGAAGUGGUGGCACUCAACUCUUCACAUCACACGGGUCAUGUUGUGUGAUAACGUCAACACACGAUGUCCACAUCACGUUGCAGUGCGAAAACAACCAAGUUUACAAAGACACGUUCAAGUCGGCCAGGACCUGCAAUUGCGCCCUCUGUGCAAUCCCGUAGCCGAUGAUCUAUGCUCUUGAGGGAGACAGCGGCAUUUUUGAUGGGGGGCAAGUGGUAUAACAAUUAAUUAUAAGUGGUUUUGACAGUGGAUGUAAUUUUGACUUGAGUUUGUUUCACCUGUUUUACGGGACAAAAGUCUGACAGCGCAGAAUUUUGAAAUAUAUUAAAAAUUGCUUGCAUGGGAUUUGAUAUUCGGCUGUUACCUUGAUCAACACAAACUGGACGAGUAACUCAAGUGCCAAUUAAGUGUACAUGAUAAACAUCUAUGUAACUGUACAUUCAACACAGGAUAAUGAGUGUAUAAAGAUCCGCAAAAUCAAUGUUUCAACUAAUGAAUUGACAGUGGAGAUCAAAAUGAAAGGAAUAUGACAGUUUCACGUUGCAGCUCUUUCUCAACGACGUCGUGGAUUUGUUUUGAAGUAAUUGUAUUAACAGUAAGGACCGUUUCCACUCUCCAAUCAUAAAGCAUAGAUUAUGAUGUCAUGAGGAGUACAUGUAUAAUCAUAAGCCGACGAUUUACUACUGUAGAUCUUUUCUUUUGAUGCCAACUAACAAAUAGGCCUUCUAACAAUUUAGUUGCUAGGGUGAAUUGGUAAUAACUUACUGAACCUCAUCGCUGCAUCAGCUGACUUAGAGGAAUUUGGAGGAGAAUUUAGAGGAACGAAGCUGACUUAUAGGAAUUUGGUGUAUAAAAACCUGAGACGCCUAGGUUAAUAAACAGCGAGAUGAUAAUUGUUUGAAAUAAAAAAAAGCGGGACUUACCAGAUACGAAGCUUGUCUGGUGUGACACCUUAAAAUACCUUCCAACAUUUCGUAACACCCCUCAUUCCCGAGAGAGAGUAGCUUUUUCAAGUCAUGGAGGUAAAAACAGCCGCGUGCAAUGUAGAGGAACGUAAUUUUGCAGGCCCCCUAUAUUUCCCCAUAUUUAUUUUGUGUUCUCAUAUGUAGUGACUACCGGACACUUCGACAAUGGGUGUUUCAGAUAAAGAACGCCCUCCUUUGAUCAAGAUAAGUCAUCUUUUAGGAUUACUUUAGUUUAGCUGGUGAUGCUGAUAGCGCCCAUCUCUAUUUUAACUGGCCGCCGUCUUGCUUCACCCUACAAGCUACCGACCCCACGCGUAAGCGUGCAUGUUCGAGGAGAAAGUUUAAGAAUUUUAGUCUUGAAAUCGCAAAAAGCUUCACGCAUCACGUGGGCAGUACGAGGGCCUAUUUCAGGGCCUUUUGGGUGCAGCUUGAUUUCAUGAAAAGUUGUUAGACAGUCCUGUUUCGUCGUGAAGUUUAGUCGAAAAGAUAAGUAACAUAAUUGGCCGAUUUUCGCCUUAUCUGGGUUGAAGCAUCCCCGCGCAAAUACGUGUAGGCGUUAACCCUGUGGUGCGCGCGUGGAGAACAAAAUCCUAUCCAAAUCAAUGUCGACGUGGCACCAAGUGAAGUCGGCUGGCCGCCCGGUCUGUGGUCUCCACAAUGAAACAGACCAAUCAGUUGCACUGGCCUCCUGUCCCGUUAGCUUAGAGUGACUGAUUGUACGCACCUCCAUAUUUUGAAGUCCAGGCGAUGGUACAUUUUUUGUUCGUCACAGAAGCAAUCGAUUGGAAUCAUCGUAAUUUUUUUAAAGUUAUUGGUGAACCUUUUAACGAAUUAAUUGCUAACCACUUUUGAAAUUCUCCACGCCAUUGUAGGAUUUCCCGUUUUUCAGUAGCCUCUAUUUGGAGACAUGUCAGUAAGCUGGAUGUAUCGUUGUGGAGUUUUGCCGUCUUUUUUGUCUAUUUUUGCUGAGGGCAUUUCAGUGAUCAUAGGGCAUAAACUUUUCCAAAUUUCGCAUUUAUGAGCAAAGACUGACGUCACAUUGGGCAACAAUUUGGUGUUAAUGUCAAUUUCGCCGUCCUUCAACCAUCAGAGUCUAAGUGAGUUCUUGACAAUCUUUAUUGUGACAUAAUGUCCCACUUAUACCUACUUUUUCAGUGACGGAAUGAAAGUGAGUCAAGAGUCGAUCGCAUGAAUUGAAACAGACCACAUUUACCUCUCAAUGAAAAAGGAAACCCAUUAAUUUUUAGAAGUUCACUUAUUUUUAUUUCGAUCAGUUGAUUUUGAUCAAAUUGUCCUCAGACAAACUGAGAGUGCUCCAGAAACUGUCACAACGGUUUUGUAAAUGGCAAACAACAUUUACAAAAACAACAAUGUGAGGGGACAAGUUUUGAAAAGAUUAAACAUCAAAUGGUAUUUAUUACAAUCAUCGACGAUGGCAAAUCGGAUUAAUCUAAAAUUACCCCUGCCUUUAUUUUCAUAUUGUUAUUUUUACAAAACGAUUUGAUCCUGCCGAUCUAGCUACAUAACUUACAACGACAGACAAACCACCGGACAUUGAGCAGCUUAGCAAUGAGAAAGCCUAUUUCUACGAAACAAUUCUCGAAGAAGGGGGUUGUUUGCAGCAAAAUGAUGAAUGACACAUGAAUCAGUUUAAUAUGCAACUGUCGCGGUUGGCAAUCUCACACUCUUUCUUGAGGUGAUUUGUACUCAUUUGUAGGACGCCGGUCAAAUAUUCCUCUCUCAUACAUGUAAUUGCUUUCAGUUUUCACGGAGCUUUUUCAUAGUGGCGUUCAGUAUGUACUAUUUCUUCGUCAGGUGAAAGUGUUGAGCCCUCAACUGUCUGUAAUAGACCCUAAUGCAGCGUAGAUUUAGAAAACGUUACAUUCAAAAUUCAUUUUAGAUAAAGUAAAAUGUCAGUGUCAAAUUUGGAAACAUUGAAGUUAUUUGGGGAAUCAGUAGAUACACUUCAUUGGAUUAUGAAAAAAAUAAACUUUGAAACUUU
Acanthaster planci (crown-of-thorns starfish) is the source of this 3497-nucleotide messenger RNA. Its product is annotated as thyrostimulin alpha-2 subunit-like. Gene Ontology annotation, biological process: cell surface receptor signaling pathway. NCBI's taxonomy places the organism in Eukaryota, Metazoa, Echinodermata, Asteroidea, Valvatida, Acanthasteridae. The record is from RefSeq and is a predicted model, not a curated record. Gene Ontology annotation, molecular function: hormone receptor binding.